AAGCCCCUUCUUUUCUCUGUGGCCAUUCUUCUCUCUCCGAAUCAGCCGCCGCCACGCCUUGACCACCAUGGCAUGGCUGAGCCGCGUGAGAGGAGUUUCUCCGGUAUCAAGGCUCGUCGCGCCUCCACGAUCUUUCGGAUCAGCGGCCGCCUUGGAGUUCGACUACGACUCCGAUGACGACUACUUGUACGGCGAUGAUCGCCGUUUCGCGGAGCCGAGACUUGGUUUGGAUGGAUCGGGGCCAGAUAGAGGAGUGCAGUGGGUGCUUAUGGGCGCCCCCGGAGAUUGGAGGCACGUCUUCGCCCAGAGGCUCUCCAAGCUUCUUGAAGUUCCUCACAUCUCCAUGGGAUCCCUUGUCCGUCAAGAACUUAACCCUAGAUCUUCUCUCUACCGGGAGAUUGCAAGUGCUGUAAACGAACGAAAGCUUGUUCCAAAGAGCGUAGUCUUUGCUUUGCUAUCAAAGAGGCUCGAGGAAGGAUACGUUAAAGGGGAAACAGGUUUCAUUCUUGAUGGCAUUCCCCGCACUCGUUUUCAAGCUGAAACUCUUGAUCAAAUCGCUCAGAUUGACCUCGUUGUGAAUCUCAAAUGCUCUGAGGAAUCUCAAAAUGUCCAAGUGAACCGAAAUGUUCUUAAUGAAACAGUUCUGCCUCGUCAAGAUUUCCUCGGCUCUAUGUUUCACUCACCUGUUGCUAUCAAACCUCAGAGGGAGUGUCUCGAUGUCUAUGCACAGGAGGUGAAGCCCCUAGAAGACUACUACAGGAAGCAGAGCAAACUUCUAGACUUUCAUGUUGGCACUGCCACAUCAGCUGAAACAUGGCAGGGCUUGUUGGCAGCUUUACAUCUCAAGCAGGUGAAUUUGACGACCUCACAUAAACUGACUGUGUGAUGAUGACAACAGUCAAUAUCGCUAAGGCUAGAAUUAUAUCCUUUUGAGCCUUGCUUUACAAAAUUUUGAUCUUUCUCCUUCAUUUUAUGGGUCUUCUUUUGGGUUGUCUAAUAUUUUUUGUUUUAAUUUCUGUAAUGCAAAGUCUUGUGAGAGAUUCAAAGUGACGAGAAUGUACACUGAAGCUUGUAAUGAGUCUAUACGGAGCAAUUCUUUUUUGUCUUUUGAUAAGUA
Capsella rubella is the source of this 1117-nucleotide messenger RNA. Its product is annotated as probable adenylate kinase 7, mitochondrial. Gene Ontology annotation, biological process: nucleobase-containing compound metabolic process. Gene Ontology annotation, cellular component: cytoplasm; mitochondrion. NCBI's taxonomy places the organism in Eukaryota, Viridiplantae, Streptophyta, Magnoliopsida, Brassicales, Brassicaceae. The record is from RefSeq and is a predicted model, not a curated record. Bases 68 to 886 code for a protein of 272 amino acids. Gene Ontology annotation, molecular function: AMP kinase activity; ATP binding. The transcript has 4 exons.